AUGCUCCUUAAUAUAGUGACAGGAUCAACAAGCUUUGCAGACAUAAGAACAGUAAAUGGCGUACAAUUUCCCACAUUCAAGGAAGCUUGCAAUGCUUUAGGGCUUCUAGAAGGAGAUAGUGAAUGGCAUGAAGCUCUAAACGCUGCAUCAUCUUGGGCUCAUGCCCCACAACUUAGAGAGUUGUUCGUCACAAUCUUAAUUUUCUGUGAAGUAACAAGUCCCAGUGACCUGUGGGAGAAAAAUUGGGAGCUACUAUCAGAUGAUGUCCUAUACAGGCAACGCAAGAGGUUUAAUUCUCCCAACAUUGUGCUAACAACUAACCAAGUGCAAAACUACGCAUUAUAUGAGAUAGAAUUGAUCCUUAACAGAAAUAACAGGAGCCUCACAAACUAUGGAGGUAUGCCAUUCCCGGACAUGUCUUUGGUCCAACAAACAUCCAACAGAAUGAUACUAGAAGAGCAAAUGUUUGACAUUGCAACUCUAGUAGACGAAGCAUCUAAUCUAGAAGCAAGCCUAAAUCCGGAACAAAGCUCUGUGUACCAUCAGAUACUAGAGGCCAUAGAAAAUAGAAUUGGUGGGGUAUUUUUCAUUUAUGGUAGCGGAGGGACAGGGAAGACAUAUUUGUGGAGCACAUUAAUAUCAAGAAUUAGAUCUCAAGGCCAUAUUGUAAUCGCAGUUGCAUCGUCUGGUAUUGCUGCAUUAUUACUUCACAGUGGAAGGACGGCACAUUCACGUUUCAGCAUCCCAAUACAUUUAAAUGAGAACUCGUGUUGCAGGAUAACUCAAGGUUCGAACUUGGCAUUUCUCAUCCAAACAGCAAGGCUUAUAAUAUGGGAUGAAGCUCCCAUGGUCCAUAGACAUGCCUUCGAGGAAGUGGACCGCACUAUACGUGAUAUUAUGCAGACAGUUAACCCAAGCGCUUCAGACAGGCCAUUUGGAGGAAAAACGGUUGUAUUAGGAGGCGAUUUCAGGCAGAUAUUACCGGUGGUGCCACGAAAAGGAAGAGCAGAAAUUGUAGACGCAUCGGUCAGUAGGUCCCCAACAAUUUGGCCUCAUUGCAUCGUGUUCAAGCUCACUACAAACAUGAGAUUGAGGGGAAGCUCGACCACUGUUGGAUUAGAACAAAUGCAGGCUUUUAGCAAGUGGGUCCUAGAUGUGGGCGAUGGAAAACUACCUACUACUGCAAAAACCGGGGAAGAUGAAGGAAGUUGGAUUCAUAUACCAACUGACCUACUGGUAAAAGACCAUUCUGAUAAAAAGGUAGCACUUGUGGAAGAAAUAUAUCCAGACCUACUUCACAGGUACACAGACAUCAAUUACCUUGCUGAAAGGGCGAUUUUAGCGCAUAAAAAGGAAUGUGUUGAUGAAAUAAACAACUACAUUCUCUCGAUGAUUCCUGGAGAAGAAGGUGUAUAUAAAAGUGCUGACAGAGUAAGCCCACUCACAAAUAGAAGCUCGGUCGAUGAAGAUCUAUACCCAACAGAGUUCCUCAACACACUGCAGUUCCCCGGCAUCCCAAAUCAUGAGAUACGACUAAAGGUAGGUUGUCCAAUAAUCCUACUUAGAAACAUCAACCAAGUUGAGGGAUUAUGCAAUGGAACAAGGCUCAUAAUAACGCGGCUAGAAGCAAUUGUAAUUGAAGCACAAGUGGUAACUGGAAAAAAUGUAGGCCGCAGAGUGUCCAUUCCCCGGGUAGAGAUGACACCAUCUAAUCACACACUGCCAUUCACUAUGAAGCGCAGACAAUUCCCUGUCAAGGUAUGUUUUGCAAUGACAAUAAAUAAAAGUCAGGGUCAAACGUUCAACCGCGUAGGUGUGUAUUUGCCAGAGCCCGUCUUUAGCCACGGACAACUAUAUGUGGUUGUCUCUAGAGUCACAUGUCGGACUGGUCUCAAAAUUUGUAUAGGCCGCCAUGGAAACGACACGGAAGAUUGUUCUGAGACAAAGAAUGUCGUGUAUAGAGAAAUUUUUGACAAUGUUUAA
Messenger RNA from Spinacia oleracea (spinach), 1983 nucleotides. RefSeq names its product ATP-dependent DNA helicase PIF1-like. Gene Ontology annotation, biological process: DNA repair; telomere maintenance. The coding region runs from base 1 to 1983 and encodes 660 amino acids. Gene Ontology annotation, molecular function: DNA helicase activity. The record is from RefSeq and is a predicted model, not a curated record. Lineage: Eukaryota; Viridiplantae; Streptophyta; Magnoliopsida; Caryophyllales; Amaranthaceae. The transcript has a single exon.